AUCAUUAUUUUUUUCUGUUUAAAUUGUUAUAUGUAUGUGUAAAAAUUAAUAAAAAAGAUUCACCUCGUUAUUGUGUGGAUAAAAAUUCUUUGUGAAUUUGUUUAAAAACUAACACGAGCACUAUAAAAAAUUUUCAGUCUUAUCCUUUUUUUUUUAACUAAAAUAGUGCCAACAAAAUCAUUAGUUAAUCUCAACAAUAACGCACGAAACGCAACGAUUCUGUCAGCGCAUGCGCGCGAGCUAUACAAAACUGUACCGGUGAAAAUGCCAACUUGGACUGAACUAAAAUCUUCAAGUUAACUGAAAUAUUGACUGAAGACGUCCGGCAGAUAGCAGAUAGAAGCGCACCAAAUACGCCACCAAAUGGAAUGGAAAUACAACAAAAUGGAAACAAACAAAAACAAUCAAAAGAUACAAGAAAGGGAGAAGUUGUAUCAAGAGUUACAGAUACAGCAAUUACAAUGGCAACAACAGGAAAUUCAGCUGCAAGAGCGGUCGCAACAACUACAACAAUUCCAACGUAUACGAUUGCCAGCUUUAUCAAAAAGCCGAAAACAACGAAUUAACCAAAAGAAACGAGACGACAAUAAAAAGUUGCCGACCGCAAUCGAUUGUGUACUCAAAGGCAUGGCCAGCGCAGGCGUUGCUGUUUUUUUGGGUGUUGUUGGUGUUGCCAUUAUAGCCGCUGACCUGUAACAGCAGCGCAGCGACAAUGAUGACACCAACAUUAACAACAGGCAUCAGAAGAGCUAUCGCCAGCAAAUCGGAAAAUAUGUGUCACAAAUUAGUCUUUGCUGCUGUUUGUAAACAAUAUGUGUAUAUAUUCGUGUAGACCCGGUGUUUAGUAUGUAUGUGUGUUAAAUAGUAAAGUUAUUUAACGGUAGUGUCCAGCUCGUCCCUUGUAGAAGUGUUAGCGAACUCUUGUUAGGGUAAAUACAUGUAACAUUUAGUCAUGUUGUUGGUGCACUCUAAAAAGCGAUUAAUGUGUUAUCAAUUUACAGCAGUGUGAAUAAAAUUAAUUGAUUAAAA
Bactrocera oleae (olive fruit fly) is the source of this 1029-nucleotide messenger RNA. NCBI's taxonomy places the organism in Eukaryota, Metazoa, Arthropoda, Insecta, Diptera, Tephritidae. The record is from RefSeq and is a predicted model, not a curated record.